Molecule: messenger RNA, 3588 nt
Organism: Boleophthalmus pectinirostris (great blue-spotted mudskipper)
Lineage: Eukaryota; Metazoa; Chordata; Actinopteri; Gobiiformes; Gobiidae
Product: filamin-A-interacting protein 1-like
Exons: 8
Coding region: 138-3554 (1138 amino acids)
Source: RefSeq, a predicted model, not a curated record
GGACUGUCCAAGUCUGUUUCAAGUCUUAUUUAUCUAUUUAUUUUGUGUUUGAAAAUCUGAAGAGGAACAUUAAAGGUCUCGUUUGGAGUCGUCGUCAAAGCUGGGGCUGAUUUUGAAAUCACCAGAAUCAGGUGAAGAUGCGCUCCAGAGCUCGUGAGUCGUUGGAGGAGGGACUGGACCCGGGUCCACCUCAGACCGACAAAGUCCAGAUCAGAUCCCAGUCCAGUCCGUACCUGAUCCAGUCCGAGUCUAGUCCAGACACGGUCCAGUCCAGGCCUAGUCCAGACACGGUCCAGUCCAGGUCUAGUCCAGUCCUGAGCCGGAGGAGGGACUCAGAGGAGAAAAAGGAAAACAGAACCUCCAGAAAAUCCAAAACAUCUGGACCCAAGAAGAACCUGAUCCCAGAGCUGAGCCCCAAAGACCUGCUGCACCUGCUGGGAAUCAUGGAGGGAGAGGUCCAGGCCCGUGAUGACAUCAUCGCGCUCCUCCACUCGCAGCGCUCCGGCCCCGAGGCUCUGGAGGCUCAGUACGGCUCCGCUGCCCCCUGCAGGCCGCUGCAGGCACUGCACAGAGACACACUGUACACACACGAGCGCGACACGAAGAGGGACGACGUGUACGAGACGCCCAUGGCAGAGUUGGAUCAUCUGGAGGUGAAGCAGAGGGAGACGUACAGGAGGAUGUUGGAGCAGCUGUUGUUGGUGGAGAAACUUCACAGACGAACAGUUUCAGAACUCGACUCGGAGAAACUCAAACACCGAGAGUUUAUCACCAAGAGCGACGACUUCACCAACCUGCUGGAACAAGACCGAGUCAGACUGAAGCGUCUGGUGGAGCAGGAGAAGUUGUACCAGUCUCACAAAGACAAAGAGCACCGCCGACAGCUGGACAAACUCAAGUCUGAACUGAUGCAGCUCCGCUCCUUCGUCCUUCUGCUGGUGGACGACCGGCAGAAGCACGUGGAGCAAACCGACCAGCAGAACCAGAAGAUACAAGACCUGAGCCUCAAACUGCAGCAGCGAGAGGAGCGCGUCGCCGCCUUAAACCAGAAAACCCAAGAAGACGCCCACACCAUCCUCAAAAUGGAGGCCGAGCUCGAGCAGAAAUCGGCGAAACUUUUAAACGAACAAGAAGACAUGACCAACAAACUCCUGGCGCAAGACUCACAAAUGCGGCAGCUUCGACUCAAACUGGUCUCGCUCGCCAACAAGAUCGAGGAGCUGGAGGAGAGAAACAAAGUCCUGCAGAAGUCUGAAAACGACCUGAAGGAACUGACAGAGAAAAUCAGCAAAAACGAAAACCCAAAUUUGGUUUCGGAGUUGGAAAGUUUGCGGAAAAAGGUCCUGGAGAUGGAAGGGAAGGACGAGGAGCUGACCAAAAUGGAAUCGCAGUGUAAGGAGUUUAAAGUGAAGCUGCAAGAAGCUCAGAACCAAAGUAAGAUGCUGAAGCUGGAGUUCGAGAAAGUCCAGAAGCGGAUGGGACAGAUGGAGAAGCUCGAAGGGAUUUUUAACAAGAGCAAAACCGAAAGUCUCCAGCUGUGUUCCAAUUUGGAGAAAGAGAAACAGAACGUGAAAGAAUUGUCCGUGGAGCUGGAGGCCGUGAAGGCGAAAGUGAAGGAGCUGCAGUCCGCCGAGGCCAAGUUCGAGAAGACCGAGAAGUUUCUAAAAGACGACAUCGCGAAACUCAAAUCGCUCGCGGUGAUCAUGGCCGACGAACGAAAGAAUUUGACGGAGAGGUUGAAAACGGAAGAGGAAAAAUGCGAAGAGCUCAGCGGGAAAUUUAAAGAGGAACAAGCUAAAGUUUCGGAAGUUACGGAAAAGCUGAUCGAGGAGAGUAAAAAGUGGCUGAAGGUGAAGUCGGAGAUGGAGGAACGAGUGGCGGAGAUGCAGAGGCAGCUGACGAGCGAGCAGGAGAAAAGCAAGCAGCUGAACGCCAACCUGACGAACGCCAACGCCAAGAGCGAAGAUCUGGAAAAAAGAGAGAAGGAUUUGCAAAAUAAGUUGGCGGUGAGCGAGCGAAACCUCCAGGAAAAAGGUCAAAUCUCAGAGGAGUUCAGCUUGGAAAUCAACAAACUCCGGAGUCGGCUGAAGCGUUUGGAGAUCGUGGAGGGAGACCUGAUGAAGACGGGAGACGAGUACGACCUGCUGGAGAAACGUUUCCGGUCGGAGCAGGAAAAGUCGAACUCUCUGGCGAAAACGAUGGAGGAGCUGAAGGCGGAGGUGGCCCGGAGCAAAGCCAUAGAGAAAGGAGAGGCGGAGACGGAGCUGAGGAUGCGGUUCAGAGCGGAGGAGGAGAGGAACGAGGAGCUGAGGGCGGAGAACGUGACGCUGAAGGAGAAGGUCCACGAGCUGAUGAACCUGGAGGACAGGAUCUCGCAGCUGCAGGUGGAACACGCCGGGAUGAAGAGGAGGCUCAGGGAGGAAGAGGAGAGGAACGCGCAGAGGAACGAGGAGUUUGAGAAGGUCACACAGGAGCUGGAGAGCAUGAGGAGGUUGAGUCGCGUGUCGAGGCCGUGCGUGAGCGGGCGCCGCAUGGUGGACGUCCCCGUGACCUCCAGCGCCACGCAGACCCAGUGGACCGACGACGACACCGCCGCCGGCUUCAUCAGGAAGUCGGUGCAGGAGGAGAACAGCUUCAUGAACCACCUGCGGCAGAGACGGGCCCGGCCGGUGCUGGAGCGAUUCCCGCCGGCGAGCGCCCAGACCGGACACAGCGACACCUGGAGCCCCUGGAUCCGACACGGAACUAAAGAACCGAACUCACGGAACAGCCCCCUGCACAUCCGCUUCACCCCCAACACCGAGAGCAGCCGAGCGACGCUGGAGAUCACCAGCCCCAGAUCCGAGGACUUCUUCUCCAGCGCCACCAUCAUUCCGACUUUGGGAAAUCCGAAAAUCACCAUCGUCCCGAAACCGGCGCCGUUCGGGAGCGGCCGGGUGAGGGACGGCUUCGAGCGGGCGCAGUCUCCCGUCACCAUCACCACCGUCUCCAAGGCCCGGAAUCCGGAAAAAACCUCCGAAAGUUUCCCGUCCCCGGUGUCGAUCAUCACGGUGAGCACGACGCCGGUGAACGAGGUGAAAGAACCGGGGAAGACGGUGAUCAAGAUGCGCUCGGAGGCUCCGCAGUCCAAGUUCGGCGCGCAGGGGAGCAUCAUCACCACGGAAGACAACAAGAUCCACAUCCACCUGGGGGCGCCGCAGUUCGGACGGAGGGCGGCGGCGGCGGCGGCGGCAGAGGAGGCGGCGGCGGGGACGGUGCGGAGGGCGCCGAAAGUCCCGCCAAGUCCCGAGAAAGUCGCUCAGAAAAGUCCGGAGAAGAAGAGCAGCAGCAUCAUGAUCACGCCGACCAACGGGAACGUCAGGACGCCCCGGAACACGCCCGGUCCAGACUCGACCUCGAUGACCUCCCGACCUUUGACCCCGGGGACCGAAGUGCUUCCUGGGCCUGUCGUCCGUCACGCGCCUCGAGUCCAGAGCCGAGAGUCUGAAGAUCCACCUGAGGAAGUCCAGCGUGGGCCCCAACCCCAGAGGACAACUGUGACGGUCCGGGUUUAGACCUGGUUUAGACCGGGUUUAGACCUGGUUUAGA